AUGGGGCCGGUGCAUGGCGAACGGAACGGUUCAUCAAGCCAUUUAUCGCCUCAAACCCCUAAACUAAAUAGGAAGAGGGGUACUUUACAAAAAGGGGGUAAUUGCUUCGCACCUGACUGUGAUAGCCCUCUCGAUACCUUAUUGCAGCUUUGGCGGGAAGAAGAUAAGAAAACGCGAAGCGUUCUAUUGGUUUCCCAACUUAUUGCUUCUAAAGGCUGCCCUCUCUCGGCUGGAUGUUGGUCCAGCCUACUACGAGGAUCCCGCCUUUCCUUCACGGGCUUACUUAGUGCUUGUGCUAAGGAGCAAGAAAACGGAUGCGCUAAGGUUGACGCUCGACCCAAACAAGCAACGGCGAGCCCCUAUCAGAGAAAGCCUUGGUCAAGCGCGCUAGCGCGCUUUACUUGGAGGUUCGCGCAUCCUCUUGCUGGGAGAGGGGCUAAUGCCACUCGACUGGUUGGAGAGGGGUGA
Vicia faba (fava bean) is the source of this 468-nucleotide messenger RNA. Lineage: Eukaryota; Viridiplantae; Streptophyta; Magnoliopsida; Fabales; Fabaceae. The record is from the annotation of a GenBank genome assembly.